UUCCAUGGUGCCCGCCUCAGCCCCUGGUCUCUCUGCUUCCCCUUCGGCCUGAGCGCCGGGAACGGGAAGGCAGGCGACGGAACCCAUCAGCGACGUAGCCGCCGCCAGGGGAGGGAUCUGGCAAGCACAUGACGCUAUAGGCGAGCGCACCGACAUCUCUAUGAUGCCCAGCGCUCUAGCGCGCCGCUCCCGAGCGUCAGGGAGGACGAUGGCCCUUUAAUCCGUGGAGGGCGGUGCCGAGGAGGUCCCGCGAGAGCUGCGGGGGGCGGGGGGCGGUGCCGAGGCUGGGGGCCUGUGGCGGAUGGAGCCAGCUAUGGAGCCGGAGACUCUGGAGGCGCGAAUCAAGGCAGCUUCUUACCAGUCAAGCUUCCACCGCAGCUCCCUGUCCCAGGGGAUCCUCAGCCCUCACAUCCCUGGACUCUGCCCCCUGGAAGACAGAGCCACAAACCCCCUGAACAAGGAGCUGAACUGGGCCAGCAUCAACGGUUUCUGCGAGCAGCUCAACGAGGACUUUGAGGGGCCUCCACUUGCCACCCGGCUGCUGGCCCACAAGAUCCAGUCCCCACAGGAGUGGGAGUCAAUCCAGGCCCUGACGGUGCUGGAAACAUGCAUGAAGACCUGCGGCAAGAGGUUCCAUGAUGAGGUGGGCAAGUUCCGCUUCCUGAACGAGCUCAUCAAGGUUGUGUCCCCCAAGUACCUGGGCUCCCGGACGUCAGAGAAGGUGAAGAACAAGGUCUUAGAGCUGCUGUACAGCUGGACAGUUGGCCUGCCCGAGGAGGUGAAGAUCACAGAGGCCUACCAGAUGCUGAAGAAGCAGGGCAUUGUGAAGUCCGACCCCAGGCUUCCGGAGGAUGCCAUCUUUCCCCAGCCUCCUCCGAGGCCCAAGAACAUGAUCUUUGAAGAUGAAGAGAAGUCCAAGAUGCUGGCACGCCUGCUGAAGAGCUCCCACCCCGAGGACCUCCGUGCGGCCAACAAGCUCAUCAAGGAGAUGGUGCAGGAGGACCAGAAGCGGAUGGAGAAGAUCUCGAAGCGGGUGAACGCCAUUGAGGAGGUGAACAAUAAUGUGAAGCUGCUGACAGAGAUGGUGAUGAACCACAGCCAGGGCAGUGCAGCGGCAGCCAGCAGCAGCGAGGACCUCAUGAAGGAACUGUACCAGCGCUGUGAGCGGAUGCGGCCCACGCUGUUCCGAUUGGCCAGCGACACAGAAGACAAUGAUGAGGCCUUAGCGGAGAUCCUGCAGGCCAAUGACAACCUCACCCAGGUGAUCAACCUGUACAAGCAGCUGGUGCGGGGUGAGGAGGUCAACGGCGACACCACGGCUGGCUCCAUUCCUGGGAGCACCUCGGCCCUGCUGGACCUCUCAGGCCUGGAUUUCCCUCCUGCAGGCACCACCUAUCCAGCCAUGCCCACCCUCCCUGGCGACCAAGCCAGUCCCAAGCAGCCCACCGCCUCAGUUUCCUUGCUUGAUGACGAGCUCAUGUCUCUGGGCCUGAGUGACCCCACGCCCCCUGCAGGCCCCAGUUUGGACGGGGCUGGAUGGAACAGCUUCCAGUCCUCGGAUGGCGCUGAGCCCCCAGUCCCCACUCCGGCCCAGGCCCCCAGCACGGACAGCCAGCCCAUGGCACAGAGCGGCGGCCUGGAUGACCUGGACCUCCUGGGGAAGACCCUCCUGCAGCAGUCGUUGCCGCCUGAGGCCCAGCAAGUGCGGUGGGAGAAGCAGCAGCCGGCCCCCCGGCUCACACUGCGAGACCUGCAGAACAAGAGCACCUGCGCCUCAUCCAGCUCGGGUCCUGCCAGCCUCCUCCACGCCGGGUCCCCAGAGCCUCCGGGACCCCUGCAGCAGCCUGUGCCCACCGAGCUCUCCCUGGCCAGCGUCACUGUGCCCCUGGAGUCCAUCAAACCCAGCAGCAUCUUGCCUGUGACCGUGUAUGACCAGCACGGCUUCCGUGUCCUCUUCCACUUCGCCCGAGACCCGCUGCCAGGGCGCUCAGACGUGCUGGUGGUGGUGGUUUCUAUGUUGAGCACCGCUCCGCAGCCCAUCCGCAACAUCGUUUUCCAGUCAGCUGUCCCCAAGGUCAUGAAGGUGAAGCUCCAGCCACCAUCAGGCACAGAGCUGCCUGCGUUCAACCCCAUCGUCCAUCCCUCAGCCAUUACCCAGGUCCUGCUCCUCGCCAACCCCCAGAAGAUAUUGUCGGCACCUGCUGGAGAGUAGCCCAGCUCUUCCACUCCCCAGCAGAUGAAGGACCCCUUGCCGGCCACACUGCAGGUGCAGGAUGAGGGCUUCUCCAAGUUGGCUGAAGGACGAGAUGGACCAACUGACCACAUCCUGUUCCCUGCAGAGUGCCCACCUGGGGUCGCCUCAUCGUUGACUACUGAGUUUGGAGUCUGGGUGCUACGUGACUUUGAGCAGAGUGCUUCCUUUUCUGGUCUUUAUUCAGUUCCUUGUCUGAAAGGCACAGGGUAAGGUCCCCCUGAAGAGUUCUGGGCAGAAGGGCUCAGGCUGCUACAAUCUGGGUCACUUGCCCUCCCCUCGUCCUAACCCAUCACUGUCACGCCAGUGCUCUUGAACAGCCCUGUACCAUGCACGCCCUGACCUUCCCCAAAGCUGCCUAUUCAGACAGGUCUGGAGUUAGGGGUCAGGCUGGGCUCCCCUGGGGAGCUGCAUUUUCUGUCCCUUGAAAGGUGACCGCCACCACAUGCUGAGGGCGUCAGGACUUCCCAGACCUCAUAGCCACAUGUCCAUCUCUACUUGUCUGGCCAGGGCCAGAUGUUUAUUUUUUAGUAACCGCAGCACACCAUGCUCAUAUGUUCAAGGAAGCCAGAAGCGACACAGAAGCCUCUCCUGGCCCAGGGAUCCCACCUGUGCCCUCCCCUGAUCUCUGCAGGUUCCAGCCAGCCCUGCUCUGCAAGUAGUCAAGGGGAGCCUGACCUGGCCCAUAGCCACAUCUCCCUGCAGCUCCCCAUUAAUGCAUAGAACCACACUGAGAAAAUGCAAAAAGCUGAGGCUCUGGGUGUUAAGUGCUGGAGGCAGACAGUGCAGGGCAGAGUGGGGACCAGCAGUCUCAGGGAGUGGUGUCCACUGUGGUGGCGCGCUGCUUCUGCCAUCCAGCCACCCAUCAUCACCACCAGCCCUCUGCCUGCCAGGCCUGUGCUCCUCCAGACUGGGGUCCAGAGCACACACUCCCCCAGGGCCACCAGGACUGUGCCUCAGCCCUGUGCCAGGCCUUUGGGAAACUCCUGUUGGCUUGGGGAGGGGCCAAGGGAGCUCCAGAGUCCCAGAAAGCACACCUGCCCAAGCUGCUGCAUUUGGACACUGCCAUUGGGAGGGCAGUGCCAGUAUGGCCAUAGACUAGCAAUGUGUCAGCCCGCCUAAGAAGUGUUGACUGCUGCCACCACCUCUGCAUCACCACUGGCUGCCCUGCCCACAUCCUGCUCAGGCUUCACCAGCAGCAGCUACCCAGAGUGUGAAAAUUUUUCACAGACAAAUCCAUGCCAAGGCUGCUGGGCCCCUCCCAGUGGCCAUGGGUUAAGACAGGGAGCAUUAAUAGCAUUCCAGGCAGUGCUUUCUGGCACAGUGGGAAGGGACACUGGGCUUGAGGGCUGUCAGAUCUGCCUGCUGGCUUGGCCACCACUUAGCCAGCUGGGGGCCUGGGCCAGCAGCCUAGGUCUGCUCACCUGUAAAAUGGGGACAAAGAUACCUCACUAGAGGACAAGCUAAGACAAAUGACAGUAAGUCCUUUUGUCCCAGGGUGCCCCAGACACAUUUUGAGCAUAGCUGAGGUAGGAAUGGGAGUAAAAGGUCUUUCCUUUCCUGACUUGACUGAAUAUUGAGUAAACAAGAAAUAGUGACAGGUACUUUUUUAAGCAUCUUAUGCCUUUGUCUUAGUUACUUUUCUCUUAUUGCUAAGACAAAAUACCCGACAUCCAAAGUUAAAGGGGGAAAGGUUUAUUUAGCUUGCAGUUUGUAGAGGUUUCGGUCCAUAAUCACCUGGCUCCAAGGCAGGGCUUGGCAGAGAGGCAUUCAGAGAAUUUCGUGGCAAGCAGAAGACAGCAAAUCCAACAAGAGAGGAGGAGGAGCCCUCAACAGAAUCUUUCUGCCCCUUUUAUCUUAUGCAGAUUACUUAGGUCCAGCAGCACUCACUCCCUCAAUCCUAGUGCCCUUGAGCCUAGCACUGCACCAUAAAUCAAUUCCAGAAAAAGCCCCACUGACUGGAUGAGGCUUUGGGGUGGGAGAGCAUCAAGACACAAGCCAGG
This is a messenger RNA of Heterocephalus glaber (naked mole-rat), 4254 nucleotides long. It is a transcript of the gene Gga1, whose product is annotated as golgi associated, gamma adaptin ear containing, ARF binding protein 1. Gene Ontology annotation, molecular function: phosphatidylinositol binding; small GTPase binding; ubiquitin binding. Lineage: Eukaryota; Metazoa; Chordata; Mammalia; Rodentia; Bathyergidae. Gene Ontology annotation, cellular component: trans-Golgi network. The record is from RefSeq and is a predicted model, not a curated record. Gene Ontology annotation, biological process: Golgi to plasma membrane transport; protein localization to cell surface; intracellular protein transport.